Messenger RNA from Photinus pyralis (common eastern firefly), 1545 nucleotides. Its product is annotated as retinol-binding protein pinta-like. Lineage: Eukaryota; Metazoa; Arthropoda; Insecta; Coleoptera; Lampyridae. The record is from RefSeq and is a predicted model, not a curated record. Gene Ontology annotation, cellular component: membrane. The transcript is spliced from 5 exons. Gene Ontology annotation, molecular function: phosphatidylinositol bisphosphate binding. Bases 502 to 1434 code for a protein of 310 amino acids.
UAUUUAGCAUGCUGUUAUACCUUAACCCAACUACUUAGCUUGUAACUAUUUCGGUUUAAAAAAAUGCGCUUUAUCUGCACAAUGGUUUGUGCACAAUUUAUGCUUGUUUUCUUAUUGUGGAGACAUAAUCGCUAAUAUGCAGAUCUUUAAACUUGUACACAAAGUUUACUGUCUAUUUUUAUACUUCACAUGUUUUGUUAUUGUACUAAUAUAGCACAGAUUAACUGCUAUGGGUUGCGAUAAUUCCGUACACGCAAUAUGCCGAUAUGCGUAAGAAUAUCAUUUUGGUUCAUAGUCUAAAAAGUGAACUUUCUCACCAUCUUGGAAUUAUGAUGCGCUGGUAACCUCGAAUUCGUUACAAGCCAUAAAUUUUUCACAAGGAUUGCAUUUAUUCAUGAUUAGGUAUUUAAAUAUACUUCGUGUCAUAUCUAGAUCGUCUGUGAUAUAAAUUCGUCAUGAACAUAAAUUCACUUCAAUGGUAAAGCAGAAUUUAGGCGCGCAAUGGUUUACCGAACCCUUUCUGUGCCUUUGCAACGAAAGGCGAUCGAAGAACUGAACGAAGAUCCACCUAUGAUUGACGAAUGUUUGUUGGGUAUUCGAGAAUGGAUCGAAAAGCAACCACAUUUAAAGGUCAAAUCAGAUGAUGACUCGUUACUGGUUUUUCUUCGAGGAUGCAAGUGGAGCCUGGAACGUGUAAAAGAAAAACUCGAUCACUUUUACACGGUACGCACUUUAAUUCCUGAGUUUUUCUCAGACAGAGACCCAUUAACUGAAGAUAUACAAACGCUUCUUAACAGGGGAGUUAUGUUGCCGUUACCAAAUACAAACGGUUCCGAUGGGCCAAGAAUUUGUUAUUUUAAUUUCGAAUGCGUUGAUUUAGAUUUACCUAAAAUAGUUCCAUCAAAAUACUUUUUUAUGAUACUUGACGCACUGCUGGAAGAAGAUGAUCAUCUAAUAGUUUCUGGAAUAGAAAUUAUAAUAAAUAUGAAAGGAUUGCCUGCUAGCUAUUUAAUGCAGUUCACCCCAACACUGGCUAUGCAGUCUAUCCAUUGCCUUCAGAGUGCAUAUCCACUCCGAGUUAGAAGAAUACUCUUGAUAAAUGCAAUGCCGGCUAUUGAGAAAGUUUUCUCCGCCAUCUUUAUGCCAUUCUUCGGAAAGAAAAUUAAAGACAGGAUACAAGUGUUCUCUGCGAAAAAUAUCGAAGAAGCCUAUGAGUAUAUACCCAAGUCUUUUUUUCCCAUAGAAUUGGACGGGGCAAACGGAUCUUGUGUCAAAUUGACAGAAAAAUGGAAAAACAAGAUUGAAAACAAAAGACAAUAUUUUUUAGAAGAAGAAAUGUACAGGAACAACGAACUGAUCAGGCAAGGCGAACCGAAGACAACCAGUGACGUGUUCGGUGUAGUAGGAUCGUUUAGAAAACUUAGUGUAGACUAAUGAGCAAAUCUCACAACAUCCACAAUGUUUUUGCAAGCUAGCAGUCCACGCAUCGCUGACAGUGUUUGUUUUUAUUACCUUAUUUGUUGUAAAUAAAACUAUAAAACAAAA